Molecule: messenger RNA, 1524 nt
Organism: Hydra vulgaris (swiftwater hydra)
Lineage: Eukaryota; Metazoa; Cnidaria; Hydrozoa; Anthoathecata; Hydridae
Product: potassium channel subfamily K member 9
Biological process (GO): potassium ion transmembrane transport; stabilization of membrane potential
Cellular component (GO): plasma membrane
Molecular function (GO): potassium ion leak channel activity; outward rectifier potassium channel activity
Source: RefSeq, a predicted model, not a curated record
GUUGUUGUUGUUUUUACCAUUUUACAGUUUGUUGUUUGUUUAUCAUAUUUUUUGUUACGCUAAUAAGCGUUAAACGAAUAUUAUUUCCUUAUCCCUAUUUUGGUUAAAAAUCCACUUUUAAAAAUGUUUUCCGUACAACUGGUUGUGGCUACAAACAAUGACUCAUUUUGGUUUGUUUUUUUACAAAUAAAAGAUAUUCCGAUUUUUCUGAAAUUUCAAAAUGUUUUUCUUUUUGCGUCACAUAAUUUUUGUAAAAAGGAUUGCUAUUUUAAACAUUCUCGCUUAAGACAUUCAAAGCGGCAAAGAUGCGAAUGUGAACACAAAGGAGGCAAAUAAACAAUUGGAAACAAUUUGAAAGCUUGCAUUAUAUGAAUAAACGACUCUUGGAAAAGAAAAUAAACACCGCAUAAAGAUCUGUGGUAUCAUUUUCAAAGCAUUAAUAGUAUGGUACUAUUAAAGCAGCAAAAUAUUAGGACAGCCCUUCUUAUUCUAUCAACCACUAUUUACAUGUUGCUAGGAGCCGCUGUGUUUAGUGCGCUUGAGAAUGAGACGCAUCAAGAACAAAAAAAAAACUAUUUUAAAACUUACAAUAGAAUCAAAGAUACGUACAACAUGUCUUUUCAAGAUAUAGAAGAUUUGGCAGAAUAUAUAUACAAGCGAAGAAGCAUAAACUGGGCUUUGGAACCUUGGAGUUACGCCGGCUCCGUAUACUUUACUUCGGUUACUAUAACAACAAUUGGAUAUGGACAUUCAGUGCCGCAAACAGUAAGUGGACAAAUAUUUUGCAUGUUAUAUGCUAUAAUUGGAAUCCCUCUUAAUUUGACAAUGUUUCAAGCAAUAGGUGAACGUAUGGGUGUUUUAAUGACAUCGUUGUUGAGACGCUCAAAAAGAAUUUUAGGAAUUAAAAAUAAAGAUGUAACAUUAAUAGAACUUGUAGCGUUCGGUUUAAUUAUCUGGACUGUAUUUUUAUGUGGAGGAGCUGCCAUGUUUUCCCGUUAUGAACGUUGGGGGUUUUUCCGUUCUAUGUACUAUUUCUUUGUAACUCUGACAACAAUAGGUUUUGGUGACUUUGUUGCUUUGCAAGAUGUAAACAACCCAGGAACAAGAGGUUUUCAGUCAAAAACUCUUUAUAUUACUUCUACUUUAAUAAUGAUAUAUGUUGGGUUAGCUAUCGCCUCGUCUGUAAUAAACUUACUUGUAAUUAGACUCAUGGAGCUUCAGCAGCCAAAACGAAGAAAAAAAAAUUUAUCGUGGAAAAGUGGACCGCGCUGCGACAAAUGUCGAAGCACUAACGGAGGAUGUAAAAGUCAAGAAAACGUUAACUUGAUCGAAAACCAUGCAGUUACUAUUUUAAAUAACUUUGAAGACGAGUUAGUUUUUAGAUCAUACAAACAAUUGCGUAACAAAACUGUUUCCUGAUAUUUUAGGAUUUUGAUAGAAUUACGUGUACAUAUAUUAAGCCGUUUUUAGGCUCUUAAAAUUUUAUAACGCAUUAUACUAUUUAUUAUUAUAUAUACUUGUUUA